This is a messenger RNA of Ciona intestinalis (vase tunicate), 8217 nucleotides long. NCBI's taxonomy places the organism in Eukaryota, Metazoa, Chordata, Ascidiacea, Phlebobranchia, Cionidae. The record is from RefSeq and is a predicted model, not a curated record.
UACAGUGUACUCAAUGUUUCUAAAGUUUGUGUAAAAAUUGAAUAAAUGUCUCUCACUCCAAGUGAAGUUUCCAAAAUUAUAGAAAAAUCAACUGCAACAUCUAAUCCUCAAGAGCUGCCACUGAAAGGUCUGCACUUCGGAAAGUUAUGGUACAAGGCGGGGGACUACAACAGUGCCGCCCAGUGGAUAGUAAAGUACCUGAAAACAUUUGACCGAGAUACAAGUGCACACAAACUGCUAGGGGAUUGUUAUGAGAAGUUGUCCGAAAUUGAAGCUGCAUUAUCAUGCUUUAAACGCUCACUGCAAAUAAAGCCCAAUCAACCUGAGCUUCUUCUCCAUAUUGUAGAGCUGUACUUGAAUCCAGGCCCUGCUCAAAAUCCAAACAAAGCCCAGAUUUGGUUGGAUAAAGCAGCUGCUUCAUUGCCUGGCAAUGCAACAGUGUUCAAGAUGAAGAUGGAGCUUAUGCUAGCACAACAAGCAUCACCAUCUGUAUUGGAAAAAGCAAUCCUUCAAGAGUUAAAAAGAAGAUCAAAUGACCCUGCACUUCAUGUGCAGUAUGUUAGCUUUAUGAGGACCCAAGAUCGGCUGGAAGAUGCUUAUGCAUAUUGUGUAAAGAUUGAGAAUAUAUUGGAUUCUGCGUCGAUAAGAUCUGACUAUAAAUGGUCAUCAUGUGUUGUCAGUACAUACAAGGAACACACAGAAAAGUUACAAAAUAAUCAACAGCAUUCCCAUCAUAUUGCUCAACUGAUGCUCCUGGAAGCUCUUUCCCGGUUCAUAUGGGUUUGCUUAGAGGAUAACAAACAACAGAAGGCACUGGAAAAACUGCAAAUGAUGGACGAAUGCUUGUCAUCAGUUUUAUCCAACAAAGCAAUUGGAGAUUGGAAAGUAUUAGCUGCUGAGAUGGAAGCUCAGUUAUGUUGGCUGGCUGCAACUUUUCUCAUUCAACAAGCUGCAAAGAAUGAAAAGCCAUGGGGUGAAGCUAGUGACUUGGCAGCAGUGCUUUUCUCUUCGAGUGUUUCAAAGUCGAUACCAAGUAGCUCAUGCGCGUGGUCGAUGCACUGCCUUAACCAUCAACCAUAUCUACCAAGUCGUGUGCAGAGAAACGCAGCCCAGCGACUCAGUCAAUCCAGUCAUAUGAUGUGGAUAUUGUCAGCACAAGGAGAAGAAGGAUGGAUUGCAAAGCUAAGAGAAAACCUGGACCAAUCGACCGUUGGUUUAGCAGUAUUCCAAUCCCUUUUCCACAACACUAAUUCAUCAUCAUCAUAUUUAUGCAACACAACAUCACUUGCAUCAGUCGCUUGCUUCAUUCCAACUGUAGAUGAGAUGAUGGCUUAUGAUAAUGUUGCUUCCGCAUCUUGCAAGCUUGACAUGCUUAUAUGGCUUGGUAUAAGGUGGAUGAAAAUGGACAUGACUGUUGAUUUUCUUCACUGGGUUAAAUCCAGCUUUCCUAAUCUACAGAUGGUCACCAGUAACAGCAGUGCAGGUGCUUCUCUGUGGUCAUUAAGUCUGCUUGACAUUGAGGCUUUCAUUGCUGCGUGCGUCUACACAACCGAAAAGAAAGCGCAACACUGGGAAAGUGCGGCAACACUGAACCACCGUCAACUGUCAAGCACAACGUUACCACUCCCACUCUGUCGCAAGCUCACUACUGAUCUACAGAAUAAAUGGUGGAGUGCAGCUGUGAAACUUUCCAACAAGAAAAAUGUUACUGCUGAAGAAGCAGGGAAGUUGAAACCGAUUCUCCAGCGAGGUCUAGAAUGUUUGCGAGGUGUGGGCAACCAUGGUUUGGAAGUUGUACUUAUCACCAAGCUUGCAAAGUACUUUGCAUCAAAGUCAUACGUUCUUCAACAAGAAACUGGAACUUCCACUUCCUGGUUCCUCUACCAGCGCCGUGCUGCCCUCUACUGGUCACUUGCUCUUCCGGACCUCAUGAAGUCCUCGGAUGGGAGAGUAGUUCAUCAGAGCAAAGCAAAAGAAAGAUUGUUUUCUUCUAUUUUCAAUGAGCUGAAUUCUGAAAAGGCUUCUAGUCUAUUAUCUGAAGCAUACAUGUGCCAUGGUGAGCUUGCUGCACAGGAGAACAGAUUCGACGAAGCUUUAUCUUUUUACAGCAAAGCAACAAUACCCCAGGCUUCCUUCUGUCAGGCCCACUUGUACAGACAAAUGGCUGAGAAUGUUCAUUUAAAAACUCCCAACCUUCCUUUGUUUGAUCUUGAUCAGAAAAAAGAAGCUCUGAUGAGAAAGUAUCGUCGCUGCCUCGAGAUCACAUUAACUCGUCUCCAGCAACAUCCGGAUGACAAUCUUCACGAGCGAACUGUUCGUCUUAUCACAAGUCCUCGUCAUAGUCCAUUGCGCAACCAACCUGUUACCAACACAACAGCGAAUAAAUCUGGCAACGAUUCUAUUCUGGCCGUUCCAAGCAAGCAGUCAACUCCAAAGAUGAAUGAAACAUCGCAUACCAUUCUAUCAGGGAUUGAGGAAAGAGAUACCAAUGUACUUGUGGAUACCAUCAGCUCACUCACAUCUGCUUUGUCCAACUUGCAAAUGGAGAUGGGUUUUAUAAGAGAGGAACAGAAAAGGAACAUGACGAGUUAUUACAGUCCAAGCGCUGUCCAUCCAACUGCCACUAACAUACCAGGAUAUCAGCAUAUGAUGAUGAGUCCAAAUUUCAUUAGCCAGCAGCAUGAUCGCAUGCAUGCACAAAAUCAGUUCACACCCCAGCGCCCGUUUACCCCUGUACACCCUGGGUAUUACCCUGGGAGAGGGGUCACGACACCAGUACCUGGGCGACCACUGCCAGGCCAGAUGCCCAGCAUUGACCCUUACCAACAGCAACAACAACCUGCCUACUACAGCCCUACCAUCAACCCCUAUGCAUCUUCAUACCAACCAGACCUUAACAAAUACACCAUGCCCACUUACCACCAGCCACAAGCUCCCAUACUACCAGCUUAUCAAAACCAAACCUUUACCCCAGAACCAAUGCCGGCCACUUAUAAAACUAACCAACCACCACAACCCAAUCUUUUGACCCAACGUUUACAAAACAAAGAUGCCGAAAUAUUACAACAAAAGUUAAGUCAGUCGCUGUCUGGCUCUCCAGCGCCCCCUAAUGCGAGUAUGGGACUGCCAUUAUCUUCCAUUCCUCCAAAAAAUCUCUUCACGCCAACAUCCAUUCCAUUUGUGCCUCCUGUAACUGAGACGCCCAAACCAGUCUUUGCUAAGCAGGUUGAACCUUCAGUUGCUCCCAUGUCACUUGUGCAAAAACUUUUGUUAGAGGACAAACAUAGUUCGCGAGCCAUAUCUGCUGCUGAUGUAACUCCAACCAAAGAUUUCCAAUUCCUUGGAAACUUUGUCAACUUAAAGCAAGGUGAAACAAUGAAGUUCCAAUCUCCGGAGCAAAUGGAUCGAGAAAAUCAAGAACUGGAUGCGCAGGAGCACGCUGAUGCGGAGGACUCAAGCAACAAUGACACAGGACCUCACUUUGAUCCCAUCGUGGCUCUUCCGGACUUAGUGGAGGUGAGCACGGGAGAAGAGAAUGAGGAUGUUCUCUUCCAGGAGCGAUGCAAGCUCUUCAGAUGGGAUCGCAGUGAGUGGAAAGAGAGAGGAAUCGGAAACAUGAAAGUGCUCAAACAUAAAGUGAAUGCCAAAGUUCGGCUCGUAAUGAGAAGGGAACAGGUGCACAAAGUCUGCUGCAACCAGUAUGUAUCGUCAAGCACCUCACUAUCACAGAUGGCAAACUCCGACAAAGCCAUGAUAUGGUUUGCUCUCGAUUUUGCUGAAGAUGAACCUCGUGAAGAGAAACUUGCUGCCAAAUUCAAAACGCACGAAAUCGCUGUAAAUUUCCGUGACACAGUCAACCAAGAAGCUGCAAAAGUUGGAAAGGGAAAAACUCAAAAGUCAGCUCCAUCUGCUGAACCAAGUCAGCCAAAUAGUAACAAACCAGACAAAGAAAAAUCCACAUCUGCUUUAACAACAACAACAACAUUGGCGGCAGCAGCUUCCAGUUUUAAAUUCAAAAUGCCGACAAAUGUAACUGCAACUGACAGUCAACCUGAACCAGAAAUUUCCAAACCCUCCAUAUUUGGAAAUCUGGCUGGAGCAAUUCAAACUGGUUUUGGUGGAACUGGUUCAGAAGGUGGUAUCCGACCUGGUGCGUUUAAAUUUAGUUUUGGUUCGCCGAAACCGAAAGCUACAACACCAGUGCCAGCAGAAGAUAAAGACGAGGGGAAGAAAGAUGAAGACGCAAGGUCUCCCUCUUCUAAUCUGGACACAAGUGAAGGACCUCAUAUUGAUCCCAUUGUUGAUCUUCCUAAUCUAGUGGAUGUUGGAACAGGAGAAGAGAAUGAAGAGGCAAUAUUCUGCAGCAGAGCAAAAUUAUACCGAUAUAUAGAUGCACAAUGGAAAGAAAGAGGUCUCGGAGAAAUGAAAAUUCUUCGUCAUAAAAAUAGCAACAAAUACAGGGUUGUUAUGAGAAGGGAGCAAGUUUUAAAAAUAUGUGCAAAUCACUGUAUUGCCCCUGCCAUGCAACUGAAGUCAUACGGUGACACAGGAAAAGCGUGGACGUGGUCGGCAAUGGACUUUUCCGACCCAGAGCUCGACCCUCAGCAUGAGGUGUUUGCUGUGCGCUUUAAAACCGUUGAACUUGCAAACGAAUUUAAGGAAAAUUUUGAAAAAGCCUUUUCCGUUAGAACUACUGAUAAAGGAUCCUCCCUCCCUCCUCCCACCACUCCAUCCUCCGCAUCUGUUGCGUUCCUCCGAAAGGAUCAGCAGGAGCAAAAACUGCAAGAGCAAAAACUCGAGGAGCAAAAACUCGAGGAGCAAAAACUCGAGGAGCAAAAACUCGAGGAGCAAAAACUCCAGGAGCAAAAGUCCUCCGGAUCUUUCAAGAUCACUAAAGAAGCGGGGUCAUGGAAUUGCAACGACUGUUAUGCGGGCAACAGCGCUAAACAUGCAACAUGUCCUUGUUGUGGAUCAGCCAAUCCAAACCAACCGGCCCCAGCCCCAGUUACAGGUGCUAAUACAAAUGCAGCCAGCAAUGCUUCUGCUUUCAAGUUUGGUGUCCCAACUUCUACAACUGCACCUAAGUUUAAAUUUGGAGAGCAGGCUUCUAGCAGUCCUAGACCAGCCAGUACUUGCUUGGAAAACAUUUUACUUGGUAAAAAUGUCAGUACCACCACCAAUGCACAAACAACAACCGAUCAAAAGUUUUCGUUUAAAUUUGGUGGCGAUUUAUCAAAACCAGCUGCAAGUUCCAAGUUUCAGUUUGGUUCACCGCAACCUACAGACAACAAGGAACCAGUAAAAGAACACACAGCUCUACAACGAACAGGACAAACUCCAACGAAUUCAAGUUUCUCAUUCAAGUUGGCUAACAGCAACAAUUCAACAGGUGAUGGUAAACCAUUCAGUUUUGGUUCCCAAACCACUGCAGCAACCGGUUUAUUCUCUGCACCAUCUUUUGGUGCGCCACCACCCAACACCACCACCACAACCAACCAAACUUCACAACCGAAAUUUCCAACCAUGGAUAGCGAGAAUGAGGAGGAAAAUGGAGACGAGAGUAGUCAGGAUGAAGAAAAUGAUGACGAUUACUCCACGGAGGAGUCUGAGGGAAGUUACGAAGAUGAGGAGGAAGAAGAUUUUGUUCAAAAUCAUCAAUCUCCAAUGAGCAAGUUUACGGCUCCAAAAACUGAGGGUAUAACAGUCGGGAAUAAACAGUCGGAAAAAGAUGCAGAACAAGAUGAAGAUGAUGUGAUCUGUGUUGGUGAGGUCCUCCCAUCCCAGGAGCUACAGGAGAAAGCGAAGAGCCUCCAACUUCAUCCUUCAUUUUAUAAUUAUCUUAAAGAUGGGGAAGAAGCAGACUCUGAAGAGUCAAGUGCCACUGCAUCUGACAAACCUGAAACCGAAAAUCUUGAAAAACCAGCUUUAAAAUCGGAUGCUACUAAACCUGUUGAAGUCAGCACAUCAACAUUUGCGUUCGGUAGCAAUACUGGAGAUGCAGGAAUAAAGUCAUUUGCGGAUCUUGCUGCAAGUUCCAGCUCUGGUUUCAAAUUUGGAGCGACUUUUACACCACCAACUAGUCAACCAGUUUGGAGUUCUGAUGGAAAACCAAUUUUUUCAACAACAAAAAACAACAAUAGUGACUUGUAUCAGGAGGAAGAGGAGAGGGAUAUCCAUGUUGAACCAAUCGCAAAGCUCCCUGACCUGGUUACCGUGGUAACAGGAGAAGAGGGGGAGAGGACAAUUUACUCUCAGCGAUCAAAAUUAUUUCGCUGGGACAAGACUUUAAAGCAAUGGAAAGAAAGAGGUUUAGGAGAUAUUUGCAUCAAGCAUAAUCAAGAAAAUGGAAAAUUCCGAAUUGUCAUGCGACGUGAACAAGUUUUUAAAGUUUGUGCGAACCAUUACAUCACAUCCAAGAUGAAACUUACCCCGAUGCCCGACUCCGACCGUACAUGGACGUGGAUUGCAGCAGAUUUCGCUGACGGCGAAGAAACGGAAAUCGAAAAUUUUGCCAUCAAGUUUAAAACUUGCGAACUCGCCAACUUGUUCAAGGAGAAGUUUGAAGAAUGCCAGGUACUAAUUGACGACACAAACGCGACAACCACAUCUGCUUUUCAAGAAACUACAACAGAUCUCAUCAACCAGGCAGAAAAAAUGAAAUCCGAACUUGAUUUUUUCAAGGAUAAACUUUCUGUGAAGCAGAAAAUUGACCUUGAGAAUACAUUGACUGAAGGUGCUGAGGUAAAAAGUCUUCCCAAACUACCAGACCUUGCUUUAACACCUCUCGUUAAACAACAUCAGAAAGACAAAGAAAGAAUUCAAUCUGAAACAAGUCCUCCAACUGAUGACAAGCAAGCUGACAAAGAAAAUGUUGAAGUGACCAGAGGCAGGACAAGAAACACCUCUAUUAGUCUCAGCAAGUUUGAAUUUAACAUGAAAGUAGACCCUACUAUGCCAGAACAUGGUUCGCACAAAACAAGAAACAUAAGUGUGUGUUCGGCUACAAGCACUGAAGAGGCAGAUAUACAUGUUGAACCAAUUGUUCCAUUACCUGAUAAAGUAGAUGUUCCUACUGGGGAAGAACAAGACCAGGUUUUGUUCGAAAAUCGUGUGAAGUUGUUCGUAUUUCAUCGUGAAUCAAAGCAAUGGAAAGAAAGGGGUUUGGGAAGAGUUCGAAUUCUACAAAACCUAAACAAUUAUAGAAUACGACUUGUUAUGAGAAGGGAACAGGUGUUUAAAGUUUGUUUGAACCACUUUAUCACGGAAGCAAUCCACUUUAAUUUCAAAGAGAAUUCCGAUAAAGUACUUGUGUGGGCAGCAACUGACUUCUCAGACCCCGAUAAACCAAAUGGAGAGAUGCUUCAGUUUGCAAUGAAACUGAAAUCAGCAGAAACUGCAAUCAAUUUCUUGAACACAGUACAAGAUGGAAACGAAGCUUUUUCAGUCAAGAGGUUGCUUGACCCUGUGUCUGUACUUGAGGAUAAAUCAGAGAUAAACACAAGUGUACAAGACGCAUCAAAUGCUUCUCAACAAAGUGAAAACGGGAACACUUCUGUCCACAAAUCCCCAGUAAAAUCCACCAAACCUGCUUUCUCAUUCGCAAAUGUUGCAACACCGUUUGGAAACAAAAACAAACCACUUUUCAGUGACAUUGUGUUCGGCACACCAAAGACACAACCAGCAGCACCAACAACAAAGUUCACAUUUGAUGCAAGCUCAAUAUCUUUUAACUUUGGCAGCACAAGCACACCGGCCACAAGUGCCCCACCGUUCCAAAUUGCCCCUGCUGUGAUGCAAAAGCCAGCGGCUAGCAAAUCCUUAUUUGGUGUUGUGCAACCUUCAACUGGAAACAAUGAUGCCAGUCAACAAAAAGAACAAAACACAAUAAUUGGUCAACACUCCUCAAAAUUUCAGUUUGACAUGGCAACAGCAGAUAAUGAUCAAAAUGGAGUAGACACCAAUGUUGGUGAAAAGGAAACUAAAAAAGUUGAAAAGGAUGCAAAACCAGUAGAACUUGUCGAAACGGACACAAAUGAUGAAAAAGAUUCUGAAAAAGAUGAUGAUGUUAUUUUUGUUUGGGAGGCGGUGCCAACCCAGAGUCAACUAGAACGAUCACGAAAGCUACAACUCCCACCAUGUUUCUUUCUGUAUGAAGAUAACCCAGAUCUAGAAGGUAGUUUGAAAUGUUCGGUUUUAGAAAUAAUAAAAAUAGAAUAG